GCGGCAGGGCCGGCGGCGAGAGGCCCAUGGCCCGGCCGGGCAACGGGACCCCCGCGGGGGGGCGCCUCGGCGCGAUGAUCCCCCGCUCCCUGCACUGCAACUACAGCUGCCACACGCGGCCGUUCAGCGCCAUCGCCGAGCUGCUGGAUAAUGCCUCAGAUCCAGGCGUAUCAGCCAAGCUCCUCUGCAUCGAUGUCGUGGAGAUGAAGAAUGAACUUUGUCUGACCUUUACGGAUAACGGCGCCGGCAUGACACCUCACAAACUGCAUCGCAUGCUCAGCUUCGGCUUCAUGGAUAAGGUGGUGAAGAAGAGCCAUGCCCCCAUUGAGGUCUACGGCAGUGGCUUCAAGUCAGGCUCCAUGCGGCUGGGGAAGGACGCCGUGGUCUUCACCAAGAACGGGGGGGCCCUCAGCGUGGGGCUCCUGUCACAAACAUAUCUGGAAUGCGUCCAGCCCCAGGCGGUCAUUGUGCCCAUUGUGCCAUUCAACCAGCAAAACAAGAAGAUGAUCGUGACUGAGGACUCCUUAGCCAGCCUUGAGGCCGUCCUGAAGCACUCUCUCUUCAGCUCGGAGGAGGAGCUGCUGGCAGAAUUUGAUGCCAUCCCGAGCAAAAAGGGUACCCGCAUCUUCAUCUGGAACAUCCGCAGAAAUAAAGACGGGACCCCAGAGCUGGACUUCAGAACUGACAAGUACGACAUCCGAAUAUCAGGCCACGGGUCAGAGGAAGCAGCGAAUGCUGGGGAAAAGAGUGUCCCUCACCUCGAGAAGGGACGGGACUCCGUAGUGCCUGAAACAGAGUACUCUUUACGGGCAUAUUGCAGUGUUCUGUACCUGAAGCCACGCAUGCAGAUUUUUCUCCGCCAGAAGAAGGUUAACACCCAGCUGAUCUCCAAGAGCCUGGCCAGAGUAGAAUAUGAUAUGUACAAGCCCACCUUCACUAACGAGCGGGUGAGGAUCACUUUCGGGUUCAACUGCAAGAAUAACAACCAAUUUGGAAUCAUGAUGUACCACAAUAACCGGCUCAUCAAGUCCUAUGAGAAGGUGGGAUGCCAGUUAAAGCCGUCAGCUCCGGGAGAUGGGGUAGGAGUGAUUGGAGUCAUCGAGUGCAAUUUCCUGAAACCCGCCCACAAUAAGCAGGAUUUUGAGUACACCAAGGAAUACCGGUUAACGAUCGCUGCCCUCGGCCAGAAACUUAAUGCUUAUUGGAGGGAGAAGGCAUCUCUGGAGGACUCGCAGAGUUCAGCUCCUGCCAGGCCGAGAAUGGAGACCCCUGACCAGACAUGGGUGCAGUGCGAGGAGUGCUUGAAGUGGAGGAAGCUUCCCAAAAAGGUGGAUCCAACAUCACUACCGGAGAAAUGGUUCUGUUGCCUCAAUCCUCACCCGAGAUACAGGAACUGUUCAGUCCCAGAGGAACAGGAGCCCAGCGAUGAGGAGAUAAGUCCCAGCUAUGACCGGAAAGCUAGGAAACAAGAACAGACUCCUGAGAAGAGAAAGAAGUCUUUAGAGAGUGAAAGACACCAGACGUUUGCGGCUUCACCAAAGUCCCCUCGUAUGCCAAGAAUGGCUCAAUCCAGUCAUGUCAAGGAAGAAGAGCAUGACAGGAGGCCUGGCCCUCCCACUGCACCAACCCUGCUAGAAGAAACCAAAGCUGCCCUUUUGAAGCCUGAUGCUUUGGAGCCGAUAAUUCUACCAUUAAGCAGGCACGCACUCAAACCGCUCCCAGGAGAGCCUCUGGAGAAGCGGAGACGGUGCCACAAGUCACCACCGACAGCAUCUCCCCCAGACCUGGCCGGCCCCGGCCCCCACAAAAGAGAGCGUCCGGUCGACGUGGACCAAGAUGGGGAGCAUGGCCAGGAUGAGCCGGACCAGGGGAGAAGUGUGCCACCCCGGCUCCUCCCAGUAUUCCCGGGGACAGUCCGGAGCUCCCGCCACCUCGGGGAAGUGCCCCCAGAGGAACGUCAAGGGGCCCUGGAAAGUCUCUGGGAGGAGAGUGCAGCCAGUGAGCUCCCCGCAGAGCCGGAAGACCUAAUGCCAAGCUUAAUAGCUGAGGAAGCUGACAGACAUAGAAGAGGGUUUACGGCUGUGGGCCCAAGCCCAGAGGAAGCGAGCAAAGGGCCUUUCGUGGCAGUAGUAGGGGUCUCAGAGGUCAUUGCUGAUGGACAGGUGCCCAUCCGGCUGAUUCCGUUCAGCCGAGAGGAGAGGUCCGACCGAAGGAGGACAGUAGAAGGGGACGUGAACCAACCCCAUUCUGGAGAGCUGGAGGGAGGCUGGCCACAGGAUGGAGACCUCAGGCUACCCAGAGCCAGGGAACACCAGAAGGCCGAGGGAGGGGAAGAGGAGCAGGGGCGAGCCCAGAAGCUGGAGGAGCCAGAGGGAGCUGUGAAGCUGGAAGAGCCGGGGAGAGCUGGGGACCUGAAGGAGCCAGAGGGAGCUGGGAAGCUGGAAGAGCCGGGAAGAGCUGUGAAGGUGGAAGAGCUGGGGGGAGUUGCAGAGCUGGAGCAGCUGGGAAGAGCUGCAGAACAACUGAAAAGAGUCUUGGCAGAAAGGGAUUUGCUCCAACGGAAGGUGGAAGAGCUGGAACAGGAGAGAGGCUAUCUGCAGGCUGAGCAUGAGAAGACCCAACAGGAGGUGGUGAUUUUGCGGGCCCGGGAGACAGAAGGCCUGUACUGGAGCAAGAAGCACAUGGGCUACCGCCAGGCAGAGCUCCAGGUGCUGAAGGCCGAGCUGGAGCGGACCCUGGAGGAGAAGACGGAGCUGAAGGAGAGGCUGAAGGAGAGCCAGGUGCACCUGGAGGGGCUGCGAGCGGCUGCCAUCUCCCGCAGGAGCCCGGAAAGAGGAGACGCAAAGAGUCCCCCCCACAGUGCCGUGGAGAAGCUCAAGCAUCUGCGGGCGAAUGUCAGCCUGCUCCUGUCCUCCGUCCUUCCGUACCUGGAGCUCCACGAGAUCGACUUCGACUCGGAUCAGGUGGACGAGAUCCUGCAGACGGUGUUAGAGACCAACCACAUCCUGGAAUGACCCUUCCCCUUUCCCUGGACUCCUGGCCCAUUGUACAGAAUGUUUUAUUAAACCCCCAGCCCACUU
Molecule: messenger RNA, 3080 nt
Organism: Tachyglossus aculeatus (Australian echidna)
Lineage: Eukaryota; Metazoa; Chordata; Mammalia; Monotremata; Tachyglossidae
Gene: MORC4
Product: MORC family CW-type zinc finger 4
Cellular component (GO): nucleus; nucleoplasm
Molecular function (GO): ATP hydrolysis activity; zinc ion binding
Source: RefSeq, a predicted model, not a curated record